UUGCUAGUCAUGGUGGAUAGGACACUUUGUACAUGGAGGUUUUUUGACUGUACGGGCUAAAUAAUAACCCUGAACAGGAGUUAAGGAUUCCACAUAUUAUUAUUGACAUCUGUUCGGUGUUUUUUACAUUUUUGCCUGGUUUCAUCUGUAUUACACUUCUUUCACGUAUCGGGCCGUAAGAAACCUGGUGUUUAUCGCACAGAUGUGGAUCUUGUAGCUGCUCCGGAAUUCAUCACAAGACCAUCAUCAUCUUCAUCACUAGAUUUUUCCAGGGGGGUUUGGAUAUCAGAAAAGACACCUGUCGGAUGACAUGCACCCCGAGCAGACAAUGAUCUGAAGGCCCUACCAGGAGGCCGCAUACUUUUUUUCUUCCUUCCCUCCUUCCUUUUUUUUAUCAGUGGAGGAAGACGGGUGAGCCCAGCUGCCUCAGACAGGUGGCAUACAGAGAAAGAGAGAGAGAGACUCUCUCACACACACACAUCUUCAUACACAGAGGCGACUAGUCGCUGUUUGUGCUCCUGUAGCUGCCUUGAGAAAUUUUGACCUCUGACCUCACCACACCCCCAUCCUUGCCCCCACCCCUGCUCGGCCAAUCACAGCAGCCAUGGGGAGGAAAAAGAUCCAGAUUCAGCGAAUCACAGACGAGCGUAACAGACAGGUGACCUUCACCAAACGGAAGUUUGGUCUGAUGAAGAAAGCCUACGAGCUCAGCGUGUUGUGUGACUGCGAGAUUGCCCUCAUUAUUUUCAAUCACUCAAACAAGCUCUUCCAGUAUGCCAGCACCGACAUGGACAAAGUGCUCCUCAAAUACACCGAGUACAAUGAGCCGCACGAAAGCAGGACCAACGCAGACAUCAUCGAGGCUCUGAACAAGAAAGAGCACCGGGAUUCGGAGAGCCCAGACCCAGAGGAGCCGUUCUCCCUCACGCCUCGCACAGAGGAGAAGUACAAAAAGAUAGACGAGGAGUUUGAUAAAAUGAUGCAGAGCUAUAGGCUUUCAUCCACAGUGCCACCGCCCACUUUCUCCAUGCCAGUCACAGUGCCGGUGUCCAGUCAGAGCCCUCUGCCAUUCAGCAACCCCAGCAGCCUCGUCACCACUUCCUUCGUCACCUCCACUCUCACAGAUCCGCGCCUGCUGUCGCCACAGCAACCGCAGCUGCAGAGGAACACGGUGUCUCCAGGCCUGCCACAGAGACCUGCCAGCGCAGGUGCUCUUCUGGGAGGUGACCUCAACAAUUCAAACGGAGCGUGCCCAAGCCCUGUGGCCAAUGGUUACGUCAGUGCCAGGGCCUCCCCAGGACUCCUCUCAGUCUCCAACGGCAACAGCAUGGGGAAAGUAGUGCCGGCUAAAUCUCCCCCUCCACCCAGCGCUCAGAUGGUGAACAGUCGCAAACCGGACCUUCGGGUCAUCACCUCCCAGAGCAGCAAGGGUCUCAUGCAGCUGACAGAUGAAGAGCUGGAGUUGGUGAGUGAGAAUGCUCAGCGGUUAGGCGCCUCUCAAGUGACCCAGCCUCUUACCACACCAGUGGUUUCCGUGGCAACGCCGAGCCUCCUGACUCCAUUCUCCAUGCCAACCGCCUACAACACAGAGUACCAGCUAACAAGUGCAGAUCUCACAGCCCUCCAGGCCUUUACGCCGUCGGGUGCACUGUUGCCAAGCAACAUGACCACUUGGCAACAGCAGCAGCAGCCAUCUGUAUCCCAGCAACCACAGCAGCAGCCAUCCGUAUCCCAGCAACAGCCUCAGCAGCAGCAACAACAACAGCAACAACAGCCACAGCAGCUAACUCUGGCCUCCCUCAGUAAUCUUGUCAUGUGGGGCUCAGACAAACAGAACGGAGAGAUGGCUCACUGCAUCUCUGGUCUGGCUGCUAAUCUCAGUGUGACCUCUCAGGGCAGCUUACUCUUGGGCAGGGAGGAAGGGAUCAGCUGGCCCGUGGGAACGAUCCCUCAUGGAGCUACUCUGACGGUUAACACUAACUCAGCACACCUCAACAUCAAAUCCGAGCCAGUGUCUCCCAACCGGGAUCGCAGCACCCCUAGUUCCACCGCCGGGGCGGCGGGUGGCAUAUCAGGCCUAACUGUGACCCAGUAUCCGGCGACACUGCGUUUAGAGCCCACCGGCCGCUCUCCGGUCGACAGCAUCAGCAGCAACGGCAGCUCUUACGAAGGAAGCGACCGAGACGACGGAGGGCAGCCGCGCCCUCCUGAUUUCAGCUCCGCCAGCCUGGGUCUCCUCCGAGCUUCCGCAGAGCCGCCGGCCCAAGCAGAGCAGCAGGAGUCAGCCAAUGUGAAACGCAUGAGACUAGACACCUGGGUCACAUAAACGCUGAAGGAGAGCACGAGAGACUGCUCUCUCACUCGCACAUACACACACACCGACACAAACACACCCCUAGUGGCACCUGCUUUCAGCAGCCAAUCUCAGUCCGCACUUAGACACAUGCAUGCGCCUGUCUCUCUUUCUCUCUCUCUUUCUCUAUUCCUGUCUCUCUCACUCUCAGACACACUCAUAUUUACUGGUGUGUGUAUAUAUAUUUAUAUAAAAUAUGCAUAUAUGAUCACGCACUAGAUCCUCACACACACAGUUGCCAAUCCAGGUGUAAACGUGUUCACGUACUCGAGACUGAAGAGAUGUACCCGGGCGAAAGAGCCCUUGCUCAGAGAGGCCGUCUGGAUCUCAGAUCAACUUUUACAGGCCUUACCGUCGACCCGAUCAGAGUUCAGCGGCACUGCUCUGUCGAAAACAGCUUGUUAUGUUGCAUAGACAAGCCUGUCAAUCUCUUUUUUUUGUAUUGAUUUCUCUUUUGUUUUGUUUUUGUAUGAAUGGUUGCAUUUGCCAUUUAUCUUCUCGAUUGACUCUUUCUCUCUCUCUUUUUGCUUGAGCAGCUGCCUUUAGUAUCGCCCCCUUCCCUUUUGUAACGUAGGAUCUUUAUCUUUGUUUUUCUAACUGUGCAAAAACUACGCAUAGUGUGCGUGCGUGUGCGUGCGUGUGUGUGUCAGCACGGUGCUCAUUCAUUCGAUCGCUAAACACAAUUCAGCCAAAAAACUCCACUCGAUCAUGUUUCCAUCCGUAAUCUCGCACCAGUCCCCUCGCUUGCACACUCGUAUGCGUGUGUCUACCGGCGGAGCUCGAAGCACAAACGCCGCUCCGCGUCCUCGAUUUUCUGCGUACGCGUGGACCGUAAAUGUGGUGUCGUUGAUGGAAAUGUAGAUCUAUCUGUACUAACGAGAUCCAGGCGUGAGGGAAACACAGCAACGUGUUCGUAUCAGCCUGUGAGCAGCGGUCUGCCACAUUAUGCUAUAUUUAUUGUUUUCGUCUGGCUGUGUAAUUCAGAGAUUAAUUAGUUAACUUUAUGGGACGAGUAUGCUUAAUUAUCGUUUGUAAGAUUCCAGGUUAAAGUUAAAAGCGGUCAAAAAAGCCUGAGUUGUUGUUAAACUCAGGACGGCGAGUUUUUGAGAUCAUGUACAUACAGAAUUUCUCAGUGUUUCAGAACAGGUGUAUAGAGCUCGUUUUAGCUACUAAAGAAACGGAGGUCGUGUAGCGCUGUGUGUGUGUGUGUGCGUGAGAAGCGUUGAGAUUGUACAUAGCGAUGUAUGUUCACAUAUAUUCUGCUGGGUCUUUCUGAAACAGCGCUGUAAUCUCAGUGGAACCGUCUCUGUCAACCUCUACCUGUAAAUAAACUGUACCGUGUUGUAAGUUAGCCAGGUGGAGAGGCAGAUGAAGGAGGAUUUGACUGUUUAAAGCGUGACUCUUUUCUGUCGUUUUUAUCCUGAUGGCGCGCACUUUAAAAUCGUUCCCCCUCGUCCGCUCGCACACCUUCAGACACACACGUGAGGAGUUUAUGCUUCCUCGCAUUGUCAUUUAUUAUCAGUCAUUUUUACACCUCUAUUCCCCAACAGGAAUUUUCUAGAGAGAUUCUAGAUGGAAUACAGAUAGCUUCACCUAUAAGAUGUUAAAAAGCAUUCAGGGAAGGACGUUUCGUUUUUUUAGUUUUUGUGUGAGAACAUGGCUUAUUGCACUUCACAUGUUUAACCGUGAACAAUAAUAGAAGAAACAUGUCACGUUUUGUAAAAAAAAGACAACUAAGAAAAAAAGAAUGUUGUGUUGAAAUCUAGAUUAGGCUUUACACGUGUUGCAGAUGUGACAAUUGUGUACACAAAUCGUUUUCUGUGCAUUAGUGUAUUCUAAGUGACAAAGAUGAAGGAUAUUUCCGAGUGGAUUUUGAAAAAUGACAGCGACAGCGUUAGUGCUGAAGGCAGUGGGGUUCAAAUAUGAUAUAUUCCCCUCUAAAAAGAUGAUGUUAGUGUAUUUAUAUUCAAGGUGAGACUCACCUGUUCGUCAUCGGCUUCUCUACCUCUCCCUUCAUCCUCUUGUAUCUUUUCCUUCUCUCCUUUUUUUCCCACUCCUUCACUCACAGAGGAAGACAGAAGCCAUUUCAUUUCACCUCAACAGGUGACCCACCUUUUGUUUAACCACACACGCACACACACACACACAUACACGACGGAUGCAGUACCGGGAGAGUAAGCGUUUGUUCGGACUCAUCACAGACCUGCGUUCGUAUCCCAUCGACUGAUGUUCUAGAGCUACUGGGCGGACGUUUUCUAGAACUGCAUCACAGCAGAGGGAGGCCUCUGCAGCGCACCCGUUGACUUAAAGACUGUUGUGUCCUGAGCUUUGAACAAAUGCAGUGAUUUCUAUGUACGUUUAUAAGAUGACGGCCCGUGACUGUAUAAAGCGAUGCGCCUGGGAUGGUUCCGGUGCCUCGAAGCGCUGGCUGGGUUGUUUUUAAGGCUAAGACGACGUUCGAAAAGCUCUGGCAAGGACCUCGUGAUAAAAUUAGGAAUCUGAGUAAUCAAAGAAAAGACAAUCGUCUGGUGAAUAGUUCACUUUGGCCCCCGUAUUCCCUUUGUAUGAUGUCUAGAGAUUCUCACAUACUUUUUCUCGUGUUAAUUUGUGCUGGUGACAGUUUUAUUGUCUGUUUUUAUUAUAAUUGUUAUGAUGAUUAUCAUCAACAUUAUGGUUAUCAUCACAGAUGGUAAUAAUUUAGAGAGACGGUUUUUAUUUUCUGCAUUUUUUUUUUUUUUUUUUUUUUUUUGUGUAGGUUAGGCAUCCUAUUUUAAUUUGUUUUUAUUUUAUUAUAUAUGAAUAUUAUAUAAAUAUAUUUUCGUUUUAAUUUUUUUGUUGUUUUUUCUUGUUUUCUGUUUCUUCAAAGGGGUGUUACUAAUAUUGCACGAUUUAUUAAGUAAAACAAAACCGUUGUAGUAAUAUUAGUACUUAUUGCUAAUUGAGGGAAGCGAUAAAACAGGUUCGAUAGAAUGACCAGUUCAAUGCUGCAAUUUUUAGUCAAAUGUACAAUAGUAUCUACACAUAGUUAAGGUGGGACAUCCACACGUUUAAUUUAUUCUGAUCAGACACAAUGCAUGGGCGUCAGACAAGCAAAGAAUGAGUCAUAUUAUAAAUAAACUGAAAUGUAAUUUCGAUAAGAAUAUACAUCACAAAACUAGAAUAGAAAUUGAAGAAAAAAGUUUAAAAAAGAAAAAUUAUAGCUAAUAUAUUGUGUUCGGCUAGUCUGCUUUGAGUUUUGUUGUAAAAAAUAAAAAAAAGACAAAAAAAUACAAAAAAAAAAAUUCUGUUGUUUUCGGAGAAUGAUAUACAAUUUGUGUAUAUUUUCAUAAACAAAGUAUGCACUGAUAUGUUAUUACAAAUU
Molecule: messenger RNA, 5714 nt
Organism: Labeo rohita (rohu)
Lineage: Eukaryota; Metazoa; Chordata; Actinopteri; Cypriniformes; Cyprinidae
Gene: mef2d
Product: myocyte enhancer factor 2d
Exons: 13
Coding region: 605-2326 (573 amino acids)
Biological process (GO): cell differentiation; positive regulation of transcription by RNA polymerase II
Molecular function (GO): RNA polymerase II cis-regulatory region sequence-specific DNA binding; protein dimerization activity; DNA-binding transcription factor activity, RNA polymerase II-specific
Source: RefSeq, a predicted model, not a curated record